UACAAGAUGUCUGCUAGUGCUCGGUUGUCCGCUCGAUUUGUGUGGAGGGCUCUUACUGGCGUUUUCAAGCGUAAGAAAACCGGAGGAAAUGGCUCAAUUGGUGGUGGAGGCCUCCCGAAAAGUAAUCCUCCAAUUAGCAACAUUCCAAAAUCUGGUCUCAUUAGGCCUGCUGCUGGUCUUUUCUUUCAAGCUGCUCGUUUUGCAUUGUGGUGGUCCAAAUAUAAGGGUUACAUUCAGGGUGGAACCCAGAUUUUAGCUUUUGGACUUUCUACCUAUUGCUUUUUCACAAUUUCCAAAAGGCUGGGAAGCUUGGAGCAGAAGGUUGAACAGGUUGAUCGUAACUUGGUCAUUGCUAAUGGGGGAAUCAACAAUAUUAAUGCUGAUUUGGCAGAGAUAAAGGGAAGGAUGGAUGCUGUCAUCGCGACCAGGGCAACCAUUGCAGCAAAUCCAUGGCUGUUAUUGGUCAGGACCUGAUGGGCCUUUUGAGGUGAAGCACGAGCACUGCUAACCUCCUUGACACUUCCUUCUUGUACAGCCCUAUUAAUCAACCUAGAGAGGACCUCUUUACAUAAGAUGAACAUGUACAGCAAGAUGGGGUCUCCCUGGGAUCAAACUUUAGAAACAACUACCAUUGAGAAAUAAUCUGUACUUGACACUUGACAGUUGAUAUGCACUAGUAAAUCCAGUUUAUGAAUAUCUGAUUGAAGUCAAAUGCUUCAAAAUUUCCAUAUUAAGACCCCAGUCCAUUUUAUCAUAUGCUUUCUAAAUAUCUAGCUUUAAUCCAAUCGUACCUUUCUUUCUUUUUGUGGAAUUGAAACAAUGGACAACUUCCUAAGCAAUUUGUAUAUUUUAUACUAUCCACUUUUCUGGCACAAAGGUUGAUUGAGCGGGGUUUAUCAUUUUGCUAAGCAGAGGUUUGAGUCUAGUAGCCAAGAUUUUUGAGAUUAUCUUGUAGCUCACAUCACACAAGUUGAUGGGGGCAAAACUGGCCAAAAUGGUGAGCUCCUUAUGUUUUGG
Quercus robur (English oak) is the source of this 1017-nucleotide messenger RNA. RefSeq lists its product as uncharacterized. The coding region runs from base 7 to 474 and encodes 155 amino acids. The transcript is spliced from 3 exons. Lineage: Eukaryota; Viridiplantae; Streptophyta; Magnoliopsida; Fagales; Fagaceae. The record is from RefSeq and is a predicted model, not a curated record.